ACAUGUGCCAUUGAGCAAAAAGUUUAUAUCGUGAUAGAGUAAUCGGUUGAUACUGGGAUAUGGUGCUUUUAUUGUUCUUGUCCACCAGGUAAAUCCUCCAUCUACUCAACGGGCUGUGUCGAUUCAAAGACCGAGAGCCGCAACACCCGGGAUCACAAUUUACGAUGGAGGCAAAAGCAAAAGAACGAGAGGCACUAGUCUCCGACACACAUGGCAAGGCUGCCCUUGACCAUGCUAUUGCAGCCGCAGAAUUGUAUAUGAACGCUGCCCAAGCAGCAUCUAGCCCAGAAGAGAAAACUCGACUUACAAAAAAGUGUCACUCACUUAUCUCGAAAGCAGAAGACCUUAAGAGAUCAAGUCAACCCAGAGGAAGUAGUAUCGCAGCCGUGGAGAAGCGCCUGAAGCUACCACGCCAGGCACGUCAGAUCCCCAAAAGCGAACAGGCUAUUCUCCUUCGCAGUUCUAGGCUUCACGGAAACAUAUUUCCACCAUGGGAAUCAGAUCUCGAACCGAAGGAAUUCAGUGGAAGCCUGUUCAGUGAUGCUGCUGAGUUUUCUCUAUCUUCACGUCAAAGAGCCGUCUUUGCGGGUUGGAAACGCCCUACAGAGAUCUUAAGCCAAGGGCUUCAAGCUGAUCAAACUAAUGACUCCUUAAUUGAGGCGCAAAACGACUAUGAUUUAGUCCAGGAUAUAACAACAGACUGCUCAGUCGUCGCAAGCCUCUGUGCCUGUAUGCGGCACCUACGACCGGGACCUAUGUCGAUUUUGCCUGCCCUGAUGUUCCCCGUCAGCCCCGAAAAUGGACAACCCAAACUCUCUGCCAAUGGGAAGUACGUAUUCCGAAUGUUUAUCAACGGCUGCUUCCGCAAAGUCGUCAUCGACGACCGGCUCCCGUCAUCUGCAACAGACCGCACGCUCUACGUCGUCGACCGGCAGAAUCCGAGGCUCAUAUGGCCGGCGCUCAUGGAGAAGGCCUACCUCAAGGUCCGCGGUGGCUAUGAUUUUCCUGGGAGUAAUUCUGGCACUGACUUGUGCGCAUUGACGGGCUGGAUACCCCAGCAACUGUUCCUUCAGAGUGAUGACCUAGACUGGGAACGCACAUGGAAGCGUGUCAAGAAAGCUUACGAUUACGGUGAUGUAGUGGUCACUCUAGGAACGGGACGGCUCUCACUCGACGAAGAAGAGACAUUGGGGCUGGCUGGCGAACACGACUACGCCGUUCUCGACAUGUCCGAAACAUCCGGAAAUAGAAGACUGCUGGUCAAAAACCCUUGGUGCGACGGCCUCGUUUGGAAAGGUGUUGGAUCAUCCGAAGUUUCAUCCUCGCGAGCGACAGACGACCACCCGACCAAGCUAAAACCUGGAUCUUUCUGGAUUAGCUUCGACGACGUGACGCAGAACUUCGAAUCGCUCUACCUGAAUUGGAAUCCAAGCCUCUUCACCGAGCGCCAGGACCACCACUUCUCCUGGCAGCUCCCUGAUGCCACUAUGAUCGGCGGCUCUUGCCUAGCCCAUAAUCCACAGUACUCUAUGACAGCCUCUGCCGACGGCAGCAUUUGGAUCCUGCUGAGUCGGCAUUUCCAGGACGACGAGCUCAACAUUAUGCGCAACCACCGUGCUGGCACCACCCAUGCUACUUUCCAUGUCGAGGACGAUGCUCCCUACGACCCUAGCACUACUCUCGCCGAAGUCUCCAGCAAACUCGGCUUUAUGAGCAUAUACAUUUUCGAUGACCACUCCGGCCAGCGCGUCUCCCUCAACACACGACCCGCUUACCGAAGUGACUACGUCGACUCCCCCCAGACACUCGCGGCCUUCGAAUCCAAGCGCGGCGUAACCUACACCGUCGUCGUCGCCACGCAAGAGCUCCCGCUCCCGAAAUAUUCCUUCACGCUCUCCUUCUUCUCCCGCAGCCCUUUGACCAUCGCCCCGGCCCCGUCGCCCUUCCGCCACUACGCCGACAUCAAGGGCUCCUGGACCCGCCGCACCGCCGGCGGCAACUCCGCCUCGUCGUCGUACCUGUCGAACCCGCAGUUCAGCCUCACCGUCUCGCGCGCCGGGCCCCUGAGCCUGCUCCUCAGCACGGCGCGCGACGAGAUGCCCGUCCACGUGGCGCUUGUGUGGGCCGGUGGCCGCCGCGUCGCGAGCGUCGGGAAUAGGGACCUCGCGCUCGCGAGCGGUGACUAUCGGCGCGGCUGCGCGCUGGCCGAGGCCAAGAACGUUGACGCCGGCACGUAUACCGUCGUCUGCUCUACCUUCGAGCCGGGCUACCUCGCCGACUUCGCGCUGCGCGUCGGUUCGAACGCGCCGUGUGCGCUAGCCGCCAUACCGGCCGACGCCGCGGGCAGGCUGCGCACGAGAUUGGCUGAUCUACCUACUUGUAUCCCCUCAAUAGCAGCAACGGGGGCGGGGUCGGGGGCAGGGGGGGAACCUCAUAAGAAAAAGCGCGCCGCCGUCUCCGCGGCGCGGUUGACGAGGGCUUGCGUCGUUAUCACGCGGAACACCGCGUCCCACGCUUCGUAUUCGGCCGGCACCACGACGCCGCGCCCCCAUCCCGCCGUCCGCGCGACCGUCGAGCUGGGCACGGGGCCCGACAGGCUGAUCCUCGCGUCUACGGACGGCAACGGCAGUUACAGCUACAACUACAAUUACGAUAACGGUAACAACCACAACAACAGCGCCCCCGAGUUCAAGGAGGUCGGCCCCAACGGCCUGCGGACGGGCGAGUUCGACAUCGACCCGCGGUCCAGCGGCCACGGCUUAUGGCUCGUCGUCGAGCUGCUGGGCUUGUACAAUGCGCCUACGCCUGGCGGCGGUGAUGGGCUGCAGGUCGAGAUACUGAGUGAAGGGCCCGUGAAUGCUGGGGGUUGGGAGGGCGUUGAUGAUUGACUUACUACUAGAUACUUAGCCAGAUUGCUAAAUCGGAUGUCUGCCUAGGAAGGUGAGAAGAAAUACUAUAAAAAUUGAAGAAUUACUGGUGAGGAGGAAGAAGAAGACAAAGGAGUAGAGACGAAUAAUGAGAUGAUGACGGGCGAUAAAUACUAUGCCGAACGAAGGAAGGAAUGGCAAGCCCGUACGUAGCUUGGCCUCGAGAGAAGUAGGGGAAAUUAGUAUAAAUGAACAACAAUACGAGGCCAAAAAAAUGGGACGAGGGAGUUUAGCUCGACGCGGCUUGAUUUUAUCUAUCUAUAUAUAACCUUAACGUCUGAUUUGAAUCUAUAAUUACGCGUAUCAAAUCUAUGCAUU
This is a messenger RNA of Annulohypoxylon truncatum, 3245 nucleotides long. Its product is annotated as cysteine proteinase. Gene Ontology annotation, biological process: proteolysis. Gene Ontology annotation, molecular function: calcium-dependent cysteine-type endopeptidase activity. Bases 165 to 2888 code for a protein of 907 amino acids. The transcript is spliced from 2 exons. The record is from RefSeq and is a predicted model, not a curated record. NCBI's taxonomy places the organism in Eukaryota, Fungi, Ascomycota, Sordariomycetes, Xylariales, Hypoxylaceae.